This is a messenger RNA of Cricetulus griseus (Chinese hamster), 4752 nucleotides long. The record is from RefSeq and is a predicted model, not a curated record. NCBI's taxonomy places the organism in Eukaryota, Metazoa, Chordata, Mammalia, Rodentia, Cricetidae.
AUGCCAUGUGCUCAGACGAGCUGGCUGGCAAAGCUCUCGAUGGUGGCUCAGCUUCUUAACUUCGGGGCUUUUUGCCUUGGGAGACAAGCUCAGCCGGGCCCGGUUCGCUUUCCAGACCCGAGGCAAGAACAUUUUAUCAAGGCCCUGCCAGAAUACCACGUGGUGGGACCAGUCCAAGUAGAUGCCAACGGACAUUUUCUGUCUUAUGGACUGCAUCACCCUGUUACCAGCAGCAGGAAGAAGAGAGCCACAGGUGGCUCUGAGGACCAGGUGUACUAUAGAAUUUCACAUGAAGAAAAAGACCUGUUUUUUAAUCUGACGGUCAACAGGGAAUUUCUUUCCAAUGGCUACAUUGUGGAGAGGAGACACGGGAACCUUUCUCAUGUGAAGAUGGUGGCUUCCUCAGGCCCACCCUGCCAUCUCAGGGGCACAGUUCUACAAGAGGGUACCAAGAUCGGGACAGCAGCCCUCAGUGCCUGCCAAGGACUGACUGGAUUUUUCCAUCUACCACAUGGAAACUUUUUCAUUGAGCCUGUUAAAAAGCAUCCGCUGACCGAGGAAGGGUACCACCCUCAUGUCGUAUACAGGAGUCCAGAGACAAAGGAGCCCACCUGUGGAUUAAAGGACAGUCUAGGUAACUCUGAGAAGGAAGAGCUACAGCGAGAGAAGUGGGAGAGGAAAAACUGGCCAAGGAGAAGCCUCUCCCGGCGCUCCAUAAGCAAGGACAGAUGGGUGGAGACACUGGUGGUGGCUGACACGAAGAUGGUUGAGUACCAUGGAAGUGAGAACAUUGAGUCCUACAUCCUCACCAUCAUGAAUAUGGUCACUGGGUUGUUUCAUAACCCAAGCAUUGGCAACGCAGUCCACAUUGUCGUGGUUCGACUCAUUCUUCUUGAAGAGGAGGAGCAAGGAUUGAAAAUAGUUCACCAUGCAGAGAAGACACUGUCCAGCUUCUGCAAAUGGCAGAAAAGCAUCAAUCCCAAGAGUGACCUCAACCCUGUCCAUCAUGAUGUGGCUGUUCUUAUCACCAGAAAGGACAUCUGUGCUGGUGUCAAUCGCCCUUGUGAGACUCUGGGGCUGUCUCAACUGUCAGGAAUGUGCCAGCCUCACAGGAGUUGUAACAUCAAUGAAGAUUCUGGACUACCCUUGGCUUUCACCAUUGCCCAUGAGCUGGGGCACAGCUUUGGCAUCCAGCAUGAUGGAAAAGAGAAUGACUGUGAGCCUGUGGGCAGGCACCCAUACAUCAUGUCCCAGCAAAUUCAGUAUGAUCCCACCCCACUGACAUGGUCAAAAUGCAGCAAAGAGUACAUCACUCGCUUCUUGGACCGAGGCAGGGGAUUCUGUCUUGAUGAUAUUCCCAAAACGAAAGGUUUGAAGUCCAAUGUCAUUGCUCCUGGAGUGAUUUAUGAUGUCCAUCACCAGUGCCAACUCCAAUAUGGCCCAAAUGCUACAUUUUGCCAGGAAGUGGAAAAUGUUUGCCAGACACUGUGGUGCUCUGUAAGAGGCUUCUGUCGUUCUAAGUUGGAUGCUGCUGCAGACGGGACGCGCUGUGGUGAGAAGAAGUGGUGUAUGGCUGGAAAGUGUAUCACAGUGGGGAAGAAACCAGAGAGUAUCCCUGGAGGCUGGGGACGCUGGUCACCCUGGUCCCACUGCUCCAGGACCUGUGGGGCAGGAGCUCAGAGCGCAGAGAGGCUCUGCAACAACCCCGAACCAAAGUUUGGAGGGAAAUACUGCACCGGAGAAAGAAAACGCUACCGCUUAUGCAACGUUCACCCCUGCCGCUCAGAAACUCCAACUUUCCGGCAGAUGCAGUGCAGUGAAUUUGACACUGUUCCCUACAAAAACGAAUUCUAUCGCUGGUUUCCAGUGUUUAAUGCAGCAUAUCCUUGUGAGCUGUACUGCAGACCCAUAGAUGGACAGUUUUCUGAGAAAAUGCUGGAUGCCGUCAUCGAUGGCACCCCUUGUUUUGAAGGUGGCAGCAGCAGAAAUGUCUGUAUUAAUGGAAUAUGUAAGAGGGUCGGCUGUGACUAUGAGAUUGAUUCCAAUGCUACUGAAGAUCGCUGUGGUGUGUGCCUUGGAGACGGCUCUGCCUGCCAGACAGUGAAGAAACUGUUUAGACAGAAGGAAGGAUCCGGUUACGUUGACAUUGGACUUAUUCCCAAAGGAGCAAGGGAUAUAAGGGUAAUGGAAAUCAAGGCAGCUGGAAAUUUCCUGGCCAUUAGGAGUGAAGAUCCAGAAAAGUAUUACCUCAAUGGAGGGUUUAUUAUCCAGUGGAAUGGAAACUAUAAACUGGCAGGGACCGUCUUCCAGUAUGACAGGAAAGGAGAUCUGGAGAAGCUGAUGGCUCCAGGCCCCACGAAUGAGUCACUGUGGAUCCAGCUCCUAUUCCAGGUGACUAACCCUGGUGUAAAGUAUGAGUACACAGUCCGGAAAGAUGGCCUUGACAAUGAUGUGGACAAGUUGCUCUACUUCUGGCAGUUUGGCCGCUGGACAGAAUGCAGUGUAUCGUGCGGCACAGGCAUCCGGCGCCAGAUUGCUCACUGUGUCAAGAAGGGCCAUGGGAUAGUGAAAGCUACCUUCUGUAAUCCAGAAACACAGCCUGAUGGGAGACAGAGGAAAUGCUAUGAAAAGGAUUGUCCACCCAGGUGGUGGGCAGGGGAAUGGGAAGCGUGUUCAAUGACGUGCGGGCCCUACGGAGAAAAAAAGAGAACCGUGCUGUGCAUCCAGACCAUGGGCUCUGAUGAGCAGGCUCUCCCAGCUACAGAUUGCCAGCAUCUGCUGAAGCCCAAGUCACUGGUUUCCUGUAACAGAGAUAUUCUGUGUCCAUCAGACUGGACAGUAGGCAACUGGAGUGAGUGCUCUGUUUCCUGUGGUGGUGGAGUGCGGAUUCGAAGUGUCACAUGUGCCAAGAACCAUAAUGAACCUUGUGACAAGACACGGAAACCCAACAGUCGAGCUCUCUGUGGCCUCCAGCAAUGCCCAUCUAGCCAUCGAGUUCUGAAAUCCAAUAAAGAUAUAGCUCCCGGUGGGAAAAACCAACCAAUACCAGAGUAUGACCCUUUUAAGCCCAUCCCUGCACCUACGUCAAGGCCCACACCACUGUCCAUACCCACAGUACCUGAGUCUGUGAGCAGAAGUUCUCAGGCAAUCACCAGUCUUGGCCCCACUAUAGCGCCUGAAGAAGAACCAACCCAAACUGAAGAGGACUCUCACUACCCUACUUCCUCUGGAAGCACUUCCCAGGUCCCCCUCACUUCCUGGUCAUUGAGUCUCCAGCCUGAUGAUGAAAACGUUUCUAGUUCAGCUAUAGGUCCUACUUCGGAGAGUGACUUUUGGGCAACCACAACAAGCGAUUCUGGCUUAUCAUCUAGCAAUGCGGUGACUUGGCAAGUAACUCCAUUUUAUAACACCUUGACCACAGAUCCAGAAGUAGAGAUACAUAGUGGCUCAGGGGAAGACAGUGACCAGCCUAUGAACAAGGAUGAAAACCACUCUGUGAUAUGGAAUAAGAUCAGAGUCCCUGAGCAUGAUUCUUCCAUGGAGAGGAAUGCAGAAACACCACUUGGACCUCCACCGACAUCUUAUGUUGAGGAAGAGACCUCAUGGCCUCCCUUCAGUGCAACCAUGGAAGGCUCAGUACCUGACUGGUCCCUUAAAAAUGAGACACCCAGAGCUGAGGGGCUGAUCACUGAAAAACCAGGGAACAUUCCACUCCCUCUUGGAGGAGGCCAGCCAACACCCUCAGAAAAGUUGGAAAACCAUGACCACUUGGCAUUGGCAAAUAAUACAAAUCCACCCCAAGGCUCUGGACCUGUCCUGAGUGAGGAAGAUGCAUCUAUUCUGAUUGCUGAGGGAUUCCUGCUAAAUGCUUCCAAUUACAAGCCGCUUAUGAAGGACCACAGCCCUGCAUACUGGAUUGUUGGAAACUGGAGUAAAUGCUCCACUACAUGUGGGCUGGGGGCCUACUGGAGGAGUGUGGAGUGCAGCACCGGGAUGAAUGCUGACUGUGCAGCCAUUCAGAGGCCAGACCCUGCCAAGAAGUGCCACCUCCGGCCCUGUGCUGGCUGGCGAGUGGGAAACUGGAGCCAGUGCUCCCGAAACUGCAGUGGAGGCUUCAAGAUUCGUGAGAUUCAGUGCAUGGACAGCCAGGACCACCACCGGAGCCUGAGGCCAUUUCAUUGCCAGUUCCUGGCUGGCAUUCCUCCUCCACUGAGUAUGAGCUGUAACCUGGAGCCUUGUGAAGAAUGGCAAGUGGGGCCCUGGAGUCAGUGUUCUAGGUCCUGUGGAGGUGGUGUUCAGGAGAGAGAAGUCUCUUGCCCAGGAGGCCUCUGUGACUGGACAAAAAGACCUACAUCCACUGUGCCCUGCAACAGGCACCUUUGCUGCCACUGGGCCACCGGGAAUUGGGACCUGUGCACCACUUCCUGUGGUGGUGGCUCUCAGAAGAGGACUGUCCAUUGCAUCCCCUCAGAAAACAGUACAACUGAAGAUCAAAACCAGUGCCUCUGCGACCAUGAAGUCAGACCCCCAGAAUUCCAAAAAUGCAUCCAGCAAGCCUGCAGGAAGAGUGCUGAUUUAACAUGCACGAAGGACAGGCUCUCAGCCAGCUUCUGCCAGACACUAAAAUCCAUGAAGAAAUGCUCUGUGCCCUCGGUGAGAGCACAGUGCUGCCUCUCAUGUCCGCAGACACAGAGCACCCACAUCCAAAGGCAAAGAAAACAGCAGUUGCUCCAAAAUCACAACACCCUCUAG